GCAAAACAUUAAUUUACAGAGGUGUUUAUCUAAAUAAAUAGUUAUUAUUCUCAGUAUAAACGUCCAUUACAACAGAAUGCGCAUUUCACAGAGGUAACGACAUCUAUAGACCUUCGAAAGAAAACGACUUACUGAUGAAUUCCGUCCGAUUUUGUCUAGUUUUGUUGAUAUUUUUACCUGGGGUUUCCUGUGCGUUUAAUCAUAAGGUAGUUCCAUCAUGCAGUGAGCAUGAAACCGUUUGCAGUUUUAAGUUUGAUGUACGGUACAAGUUUUCAAUGGUAUAUAAUGACGAAAAGGGAUACGCCAAACCUAUCGUAAUUCGAAAUGGGACAUUGCUGAAAAGAUCAUCACAUAACAAAGAGGAAUUUGAACUUCUGACUCCAAAGGAACUUGAGCAAGUGUUGACGGUAGAUGGAGUUUACAAACUUCUUUUCAGCAUUAAUGGAAAAUUUCCAGGCCCACCGAUUAUUGUUUAUGAAGGACAAACGAUAGAGGUCCUGGUGAGGAACCACCUCUCUAACGAGGUCUUCACUAUCCACUGGCACGGCAUGCACCAGAAACACACGCCUUGGAUGGACGGGGCUUCCAUGGUAUCUCAAUGUCCUAUCGGACCAGGUCAGAGCUUCAUGUAUAGAUUUAAGGCUGACCCAGCAGGUACCCACUGGUACCACGCCCAUCAGGGGUCAAUGAGGGGGGACGGGCUGGCAGGACCCCUGAUAGUCCUCCCACGCCAGGAACGGACGGAUCUACCCAGGGUAGAGGACGACUUCAUCAUUGUUAUACAGGAGUGGAACAGAAACAAAUCGUCACUCGAAAAUCACGAAAUCCAUGCAUGGAACAUGCAUUUGUACGCCGAUGACUUUAAUUGUACUGAGAGCUGUUAUAUCGUUACACAUACCACGGACGGAACCAGCAUGGGCAUGGAACCUUUCCAUUCCGGACUAAUUAAUGGAAAAGGUCAUCAUUAUCCGGAUAAAACGGAAAAACCUUUAGUUCCGGUACUUCCCCUUGAAAUAUUUAAAGUAAAACCAAACAAGAACUAUCGGUUUCGAAUCAUAAAUGCUGCCACGUUUGUCUCCUUCAGAUUGUCAAUAGACGAGCACUUGUUGCGUGUAAUUGCAACGGACGGACAUGACGUUGAACCGGAAGCUGCCCAAUCGGUUGUUAUCGCAAGUGGAGAGAGAUAUGAUCUUUUGGUUCAAACUAAAAUGAAUUCGAGGAAAAAUUUCUUUAUCCGCGCCGAAAGCAUGGAACUCAAAAGCAAAUAUCUGGACCCUAUUUACCCUGGAGUGGUGAAGGCUAUCUUUAGAUAUGAAGAUGCUCCAGAUAGUUUGCCUGACACAACUCGCCAGAAAUGUACCCGUGAAAACGCUUGUAAAGUUAUCAACUGUCCAAAUAAACUAUACCCGGAGGCAGAUCACGUGAAUUGUUUUUCCGUUGCGAAUUUACGAUCCACGCAGGAAAUCAUCAAUUUCUGUCCAGUCCCUGUGUCUCAAAAUGGAGAAAGAAUACGAGAGGACUUUCUAAACUUUCAUUUCACAGCAGCAAAUCCUGAAUCUCAGAACCCAGUGAUGAAAGCAACGAUCAAUGGACAUGUGUUCACCACCCCUACCUGUCCUCCACAGUCUACAUAUGGUCCCAAAGCAAGCUCAUGUCUCAAUGACUGUAACAAACAAAAGUGCUUGAAACAGCAAUGUAGCUGUACACAUUUUCUCAACUAUGACAACACUUCUUUGGGCUCCGCUGUACAGCUUGUUCUUCUCAGCAGAGAUGGAUUACGAGGAGCGACAGAUCACCCAAUCCACAUACACGGACACAGUUUUCAUGUUUUGAAAACUGUAUACCCUGAACUUGACCCCACAACAGGGUUAGUGACGAACUUUAGCAGAGACAUCGAAUGUGAAAGCGAGACCUGUUUAAAACCAAGCUGGAGUAAUAAAGAGUGGGCCGGUGGAAACCUUCCUGACCUGAAUUUGCAGAAUCCUCCACUUAAAGACACGGUGGUGGUGCCAAGAGGAGGCUAUGUGGUGCUUAGAUUUUAUCUGGAUAAUCCAGGAUAUUGGUUCCUUCAUUGCCAUAUGGAUGCCCACCAAAUGGAAGGUAUGACACUUAUAAUUAAGGAGGGACAACGAAUAUUCCACCCGAAACCUCCCAAAGGGUUUCCAUCUUGUGGAGACUUCACGUGGAGUCUUAAUGACUAUAAGGAUGUCAGAAUAGCUAUAUUAAGCAACGAAAACAACUCGACGGAUAGUAAUGAUACCCAGAAAUUGAGCAAUACGGAUUUACUGUGGGAAUUAACUACAGCUGUUUUAAUAACGUGUUCAUUUGGAGCUGUCCUUUUUCUGUUAUGCUUAGUCAAAUUCUACUUAAGUAAUUGUCUCAUAGAAUGGCGUGAUCAGGAGAGCCCAUACAGCCUGCUAAAACAGAACAAUAGAGCCAAACCCCAAUCAUAUGGCUCAUCUUGACAUAUAGUUCUGUAUUAAGACAGUAUUAUUAGAAAAAUAUAUCAUCAUUGUUCUUCAUGUAUUUCAUUUCAUUAAUAAUAAAAUUUAUAGAGCUA
Magallana angulata is the source of this 2560-nucleotide messenger RNA. RefSeq lists its product as uncharacterized. Bases 135 to 2465 code for a protein of 776 amino acids. The transcript has 14 exons. Gene Ontology annotation, biological process: iron ion transport. The record is from RefSeq and is a predicted model, not a curated record. Lineage: Eukaryota; Metazoa; Mollusca; Bivalvia; Ostreida; Ostreidae. Gene Ontology annotation, molecular function: oxidoreductase activity; copper ion binding. Gene Ontology annotation, cellular component: plasma membrane.